CACUUGACGUAAACGCACGGCACGUUCUCUCACACGCUCGGUGAUGACUGUGACUGCGCCUGCGCGUCGGUGUCGUGGUUUGGUCCGCUGCUGCUGCUGCUGCUGCUGCAGUGUGCGCUGCUUUCUCGUUGUUCGGUGACCGAGACCUUUGCCAUCAUGAGCGGGACACUAGCCAAGAUCGCCGAGAUAGAGGCGGAGAUGGCCCGGACCCAGAAGAAUAAAGCUACUGCACAUCAUCUUGGGUUGCUGAAAGCACGCUUAGCUAAGUUACGACGUGAGCUUAUUACCCCUAAAGGUGGUGGAGGAGGUGGUCCUGGGGAAGGUUUUGAUGUUGCAAAGACCGGAGAUGCUCGAAUUGGAUUUGUUGGAUUCCCAUCUGUGGGAAAGUCAACGCUCCUUAGUAACUUGGCUGGUGUUUACUCAGAAGUGGCAGCCUAUGAGUUCACUACCUUGACCACAGUUCCUGGAGUUGUUAGAUACAAAGGAGCCAAGAUUCAGCUGCUUGACCUCCCUGGGAUUAUUGAGGGAGCUAAAGAUGGAAAAGGCAGAGGUCGGCAGGUCAUUGCAGUGGCUCGCACAUGCAAUUUAAUCCUUAUUGUCUUGGAUGUGUUGAAACCUUUGGGACACAAAAAGAUAAUUGAAAAUGAACUGGAGGGUUUUGGAAUCCGACUGAACAAGAAACCACCAAACAUUGGGUACAAGAAAAAGGACAAAGGCGGCAUUAACCUUACAGCCACAUGCGCUCAAAGUGAGUUGGACAAUGAGACUGUAAAAAGUAUCCUCGCGGAGUACAAAAUUCACAAUGCAGAUAUCACCCUGCGGAGUGAUGCGACUGCAGAUGAUCUUAUUGAUGUAGUUGAAGGAAACAGGGUUUACAUCCCCUGUAUCUAUGUAUUGAAUAAGAUUGACCAAAUCUCCUUGGAAGAACUAGAUGUGAUUUACAAAGUGCCUCACUGUGUUCCAAUCUCUGCACAUCACCGCUGGAACUUUGAUGACCUGUUGGAAAAGAUGUGGGAUUAUCUGCGGUUGGUGCGAAUCUACACUAAACCGAAGGGUCAGUUGCCUGAUUACACUGCGCCAGUUGUACUUCCUGAUUCUCGUACAACAGUGGAAGACUUCUGCACCAAAAUUCACAAAAAUCUUAUCAAAGAAUUCAAAUAUGCUUUGGUUUGGGGGGCCUCUGUUAAGCAUAAUCCUCAGAAAGUUGGCAAAGAUCAUGUAAUGGAAGAUGAGGAUGUCAUUCAAAUUGUGAAGAAAUAAUCACAAUAUUUUCCUCCUGUUAUCACUUAACCCUGCAGCCACUAAACACCCUGCAAAUGACAGGUGACUCAUUUGUAAAUAUCUCAUGAACAAAGUGUCAAUAAAAUCUGUUUUAAUUGCCAACCA
Pseudophryne corroboree (corroboree frog) is the source of this 1386-nucleotide messenger RNA. RefSeq names its product developmentally regulated GTP binding protein 1 (gene DRG1). Gene Ontology annotation, biological process: cytoplasmic translation. The transcript is spliced from 9 exons. The coding region runs from base 157 to 1260 and encodes 367 amino acids. The record is from RefSeq and is a predicted model, not a curated record. Gene Ontology annotation, cellular component: cytoplasm. NCBI's taxonomy places the organism in Eukaryota, Metazoa, Chordata, Amphibia, Anura, Myobatrachidae. Gene Ontology annotation, molecular function: GTP binding; GTPase activity.